GUUUUCUAUGAAAGAAUACCAAAGUCUAAAAUUAAAAAAAAAAAAAAAGAGUCUAGAUCCAGAUAAGCCAAAGUGGCCACAAACUGUGUUAUUUACGGAAGUCGAGGCGGAAUGUUUAAAUUUCUUUAUUUAGCGAGAUUGAAGAAUGGAAAAAAUAAAUAGUCAGCCAGUCUUAACAGAUUAAUUUUGCCAAAUUAAGUAAUAAAUCCAACUAAUCACUGGACAAGGGUAGGACCAUUUUGUUUUGAAGGAUUUUAUCAGUUAAAAUACCACACCAUGACAGAACGGGCUGUGUUGUCCUCUUUGAAUAACACUACACCAGUUCGCCCAGCUUCAACUAAAUACUUGUCUCCAGCUACUAGUCGUACCCCUGGGAUCUCAAGCCCUGCAACAGCUCUUCAAAAUUUUGAUGAUUAUGAUGAAGGUCAGCAAAAAAGGGAAAGGCGGAGAAAGUCUCAAGCCUUUGAUAUACAUAGGAGAGUUUUGGGCAGCCCAUCCACUGCAUCGCCCAGUUCAACAGAGCUGAAUGGGUUAACUAGUGCAGAACUUGCCAGCAACUAUGCCAAUUGCAUCAAAUUAUCCACAGAAAACAAAAUUACCUCAAAAAAUGCCUUUGGUUUGCAUCUCAUUGAUUACAUCACAGAGUUAUUGAAAAAGAAAAAGCUAGACAAUUUCCAGGUUGCUAGCUCAACACUAGAUGCAAGUGCCAAAAUCUAUGCUGGGCGUGUUGAUUUCAUUCAUUCAUCUGCCUAUAAAAUGGUAGCAAGCCUAGGAGGGGGAAAAGUGGUAGAGGAAGAUUUUCUUUCUGAUGGACCAAAUGCAGAGAAUGCAGCACAAGAGGACACAGCUGUAGAAGCAGAACAAAAGAUCAAAAAGAAAAAGAUUUCACCCACUGUUGAGACCAAUCUUAAAAAUAUAAACGAUGACAAAGACUUGGAGUUUGAGGAGGAUCCCAUGUUUCAAGUGACAUCAGCUGCCUUUGAUGAAGGCGGUGCUCGUGGACUGCUUCUGAACAGAUUACGAAUAUUUGAUGACAAUUAUCAGCUGGUGCUGGACUCCUCAGCACCUGUGAGUUUUGAAGCUCCACAACCUGAUUCCCAAUCUGCCCCCAAAAAAGCGAGUUACUCUGAACUGAAAGCCAAGCUUGAGAAUGCUAAUUUGGAAAACUGUCAGAUGUGUUCUCCUUUGAGUGAUUUUCACUUUCUGACUAAUGAAGGGGAAGUCUCUAUUUUACCAAAGAGCUUCUCGGAAUUUGCUUUUGAUGCAAGUGUGGAGCCACCACACAUAUCUAGUGUGGAAGAAGAAGUGGAUGCCAUAGCAACUGGUGCUAUAGAUGAUAAUGACAAUGCAGAUGGAGACAAUGAUCACUUUGAUCAAGGUGGCCUUGUCAAUGACCUGAACGCCUUAUCACUCAGAGAUUCUACCACAGCAGAAUUUGUUGAAAGUGCCAUCAGUGAUAUAGCUCAAGGAAGUGUUGUCAAACUGCGUCAGAUCCUUUCCUCACAACCAUCAGACUAUUGUCUAUUUAAUAGUGCACUUUUACAAGCCUGGGCUGGACCAGGACAUUGGAAACUGGCUUCUAUAAACAAAUCAGGCUCCAAUACGUCAGCCCAGAAGACGACCAAAAAGAAAACAAAAAAGCAGCCCUUUAAACUCACAUUUGACAUGUCUGAGGAACAGGUGGCUGAAAUUCUGAAGCCAGCCAAAGCAGAGUCUAUUAGCAUCACUAAGAGAACGUGGGCCACCUACACUAAGAAAAGAACAACAUUGCCAGAGGACAAACAGAUAGACAAACAAGAGAAACUGUUUUGUUUAUUCUUAAAACCAAAUAUAAAGAUCAAACCAGUAACAGAGGAGGCAAUCGGUGUUGACGGCGAAAUUGAAAAUUAUGACCUCAAUAACAAAAAUGAUGUUGAAAACUUUUGUCCAGUUGCUAGGGAUGAGGAUGAUGAGGAUUUAUCUGCUGCUGGCUUUGACUUUUCCAAUGAGACCAAUUUUAUUCAGGCCUCACAGGACAACUCUAGUCAAGGUCAUUUCACCAAUUUGACUUUAAAUGGCACUGUCUUAACACAAGAUAAACUUGUGGCAGCCCCAAACAAGGUACAAAAAAUCAGCAUUCAGUAUGCUAAAUCCGCAAAACGAGUGGACGUCAAGAAAUUAAAGUCUACCAUUUGGUCUAUCUUGACAAAAGAUACACAAGAGAACUCAGAGGUUGCUGCUAAUGAUGUCUUCCUGUCCACUACAAAGAUGACCUCCCCUUGUUACUUCAGUCAACUUGUGAAUACUCUCCCCUCUAAAGUCUCAACAACAAUGGCCAAGAAUCUGUCUAUACAUACUGUCUUUGCCUGUUUGCUGUACAUUACCAAUGAAAAGGGUCUCAAGUUAACUACAGUUAAAGAAAUGGAAGAUAUUUACAUAGAGCAAGACAGCCUAUGAUAGUUGUUUUUUGUUUUGCUCCCAACUAAAUAAAAUAUUUGAUUGAAAUAAUGUCUAGAUGCUCAAAAAGUAGGACCAACAAUUAUGCUGGCCAGAUUUUUGUUGAUUUUAGUGAGAAAAUUUAAUAUGUGUAUUUUUUUAGCAAUUGUAAUUAAUGCAUUUGAAGUUGCUAGUUCAAUGUUGGUUUAUGUGAUGUUUUAUCUUAUAUGCAUUAUUCUGCAUAGUUUGGAACUCUCAUUUGUUUAGAGUUUUGAACUUGUGUUCUACUCCUUGUAAAUAUGGACAUAGCAAAUGUUUUAAUGGUAAUAGUUCAAUGUUUAUAUAUAUAUAUAUA
Molecule: messenger RNA, 2770 nt
Organism: Biomphalaria glabrata
Lineage: Eukaryota; Metazoa; Mollusca; Gastropoda; Planorbidae
Product: condensin complex subunit 2-like
Exons: 19
Coding region: 277-2436 (719 amino acids)
Biological process (GO): mitotic chromosome condensation
Cellular component (GO): condensin complex
Molecular function (GO): chromatin binding
Source: RefSeq, a predicted model, not a curated record